AUGGCGGACCGUCUCGAGGCCGGGUCCAAGAUCUUCAAGACGCCCGUCAACAUCAGCCACUGGCUGUACGCACUGCUGUCACCGUCUGCGCGCAAGUUUCGGCGCAAGAUGGACCGAAUCCGGAUUCGAGGCGUGGACACGCCGCUGACCGUCUACACCUUUGACGUGACCAACCCCAAGCCGGGGUUUGCGACCCCUCGAUUCGAGAAGGACGAGGAAGGCGACGACAUGCAGAUCCCAGUGGACUUUGAGAACGACCCCGAGUACAAGGAGAUCCGCGAGGGCCUCGACCCGGCCUUUCUUGAAGCGGCCGCUAACGGCGUUGAGCUCUACCUCAAGGGUGACUGGCGCAGCGCCAAAACGGCCUUCACACUCGCACUGGAACUCCGACCAAGCGACGGUCCCGUGUCGCACGUCAUGGACUACAUGAAGAGCUUUGACUUUGACGCGCCAAAGGACUGGGAUGGCGUGCGUGACCUCGACGGCUACUGAUGUGCUCAAGUAAUAAUUAAUUUUACAUGCAUUUGGU
Molecule: messenger RNA, 529 nt
Organism: Saprolegnia parasitica CBS 223.65
Lineage: Eukaryota; Oomycota; Saprolegniomycetes; Saprolegniales; Saprolegniaceae
Exons: 3
Coding region: 1-492 (163 amino acids)
Source: RefSeq, a predicted model, not a curated record